Phodopus roborovskii (desert hamster) is the source of this 2807-nucleotide messenger RNA. RefSeq names its product G3BP stress granule assembly factor 1 (gene G3bp1). The record is from RefSeq and is a predicted model, not a curated record. Gene Ontology annotation, cellular component: ribonucleoprotein complex; cytosol. The coding region runs from base 182 to 1579 and encodes 465 amino acids. Gene Ontology annotation, molecular function: mRNA binding. The transcript has 12 exons. NCBI's taxonomy places the organism in Eukaryota, Metazoa, Chordata, Mammalia, Rodentia, Cricetidae.
GCGGUGGCGGGGCGGCCAUUGGUCCCUGUAAGUGGCCCGGAGCAGCACGUUCGGCUGAGCGCGACUAUAUAGCUGGCGGCGGGCACGCGUGCCGCGGCAUCGCGCUAGGGACGCCGCCACCUAAUCCCGCGCAUCAGCCCGGUCCUCCCGCUCAGCCGCGCAGGUUGAAUCGACCAAAGCGAUGGUUAUGGAGAAGCCUAGUCCCCUGCUGGUCGGGCGGGAGUUUGUGCGACAAUACUACACCCUGCUAAACCAGGCCCCAGACAUGCUGCACAGAUUUUAUGGAAAGAACUCUUCCUAUGCCCAUGGGGGCUUGGAUUCCAAUGGGAAGCCAGCGGAUGCAGUCUACGGGCAGAAGGAAAUCCACAGGAAAGUGAUGUCACAAAACUUCACCAACUGCCACACCAAGAUCCGCCACGUGGAUGCUCACGCCACUCUGAAUGAUGGGGUGGUGGUCCAAGUGAUGGGGCUACUGUCCAACAACAACCAGGCUCUGCGCAGAUUCAUGCAGACCUUUGUCCUUGCUCCUGAGGGCUCUGUUGCCAACAAGUUCUAUGUUCACAACGACAUCUUCAGAUACCAAGAUGAAGUCUUUGGUGGCUUUGUCACUGAACCUCAGGAUGAAUCUGAGGAAGAAGUAGAAGAACCUGAAGAAAGACAGCAGACACCUGAGGUGGUGCCUGAUGAUUCUGGGGCUUUCUAUGAGCAGACAGUCAGCAACGACUUGGAGGAGCAUUUAGAGGAGCCUGUUGUGGAGCCAGAGCCGGAACCAGAGCCAGAGCCGGAACCGGAACCUGUGCCUGACAUCCAGGAGGACAAGGCUGAGCCUGUGUUGGAGGAAGCUGCUCCCGAGGAUGUGCAAAAGAGUGCUUCCCCGGCCCCAGCGGAUGCUGCCCCAGCACAGGAGGACUUAAGGACGUUUUCUUGGGCGUCUGUCACUAGUAAGAACCUUCCUCCCAGUGGGGCUGUUCCAGUGACAGGGACACCACCCCAUGUGGUAAAAGUGCCGCCUUCACAGCCCCGUCCAGAAUCUAAGCCUGAAUCUCAAAUUCCACCACAAAGACCUCAGAGAGAUCAGAGAGUUCGAGAGCAACGGAUCAAUAUUCCUCCUCAGAGGGGACCCCGGCCAAUCCGUGAGGCUGGCGAACCAGGAGAUGUGGAACCUAGAAGGAUGGUGAGGCACCCUGACAGUCAUCAGCUCUUCAUCGGGAACCUGCCACAUGAGGUUGACAAGUCGGAACUGAAGGAUUUUUUCCAAAAUUAUGGGAACGUGGUGGAGCUGCGCAUUAACAGUGGCGGGAAGUUGCCCAACUUCGGUUUUGUUGUGUUUGAUGAUUCUGAGCCUGUUCAGAAGGUCCUUAACAAUAGGCCCAUCAUGUUCCGAGGCGCAGUCCGUCUGAACGUGGAGGAGAAGAAGACAAGAGCUGCUAGGGAAGGCGACCGCAGGGAUAACCGCCUUCGGGGACCCGGAGGUCCCCGUGGUGGGCCGAGUGGUGGGAUGAGAGGCCCUCCUCGAGGAGGCAUGGUGCAGAAACCAGGCUUUGGUGUGGGCAGGGGGAUUGCAACUCCAAGGCAGUGAAUUACUUGGCCCAGAUCUCCACACAGCACACAGCCCUGGCUCCUGCAGAAUGGUGAAUUCCUUCAACCAGCCUUUGGUGUCUUGGAGUAGUCUAUUAUAAACUGCUCGAGUUUGUACAAUUUUAAUUUCGCUUGUGUUCAUGGUGUGUGCCCCCCACGCCCCCUUUCCUCCCCCUGACCUUUUAGUCCUUCACUUCCAGUUUUCCGGAACGAUACUUUAGGAGGAGUAGGAUUUUAAAGAAGAGGAGGGAGUCUCACCUUCCUGCUCACGCUGCAGAUACAGACUGGAGUGUAACGGCCAUUCCCCAAAGGAGCACGUCUCACUUCUCAGUGACAAUGGAUGUUUCAUUUGUUGGGAGACACAGGAUUUGAUAAACAUUUUGGAAGCAGGAAAAAUCCAUAUUAUCUGUCAAGAGUCACGACUCCUUUCUGGUGUGGAAAAAUUGCCUUUUGGCAACUGCCACUGGGUUCCCGCUGGUGUGGCUAGCUGAAUAAAAGGUGUUUCCAGAACUUUAUUCUUUUGACAUGUGAUUACCAAACAGUUCCAAACCUCUGUUUUUACCAUUGGAUUUUAAAUUGUGACAUAGCCUGUCAAUGUCUAGAACGCAGCUAAGGAUUUCUGUUGAACUGUUAGUUUUUUUGAGGUAGAGUUUUUCAUGUUUUAUUUGUAUUUGUAAAAAAAAAAAAAAAAAAAAAAAAAGAAAAAAAAAAGGACAAAAAAAUCCCCGCAAGAAAACAACCCCCAAAUCUGAUAACAAAACCAAGCAAAACUGUGCCUUCUAUUUAUCUUUGAUUCCGGUCCUGGCAAUUGUUGAAAGAAAAGUAAUAAAGAUUCUAGAUUUGUUUUCAGAUUCAGAGUAUGUGGGGGAACUGUAGAAUUUUUUUGAUCACGUGUAUGUGUCGUGUUAACAUUGUUCUGCCUUAUCCUAAAAUCACGCCUCAGACUGGACCGCUUUUGAGGAAGGUGCUUCUGUGAGGCCUCUGACCUCAGUGGCUGACAGCCACGUUCUACUCUGCUGUCUGUUGGGUUCCUGAUGGGUCCCUCAGAAGGAUUUGGCUUGAAUCUCGGACUUGGCUAAUGUGCUCCAGGGUCUGCAUUUUUUUUUUCUUUAAAUCAUAGCCAUAUGGUAAAUUUUCUAUUUUGUUACGGUUCUCUUACUGAUGGACAUGCAGUGGGUGUUCUUGGAAAAGGCCAAUUUUUAUUAAAAUAUUUCUGGAAGAAAACUUCA